This is a messenger RNA of Mus caroli (Ryukyu mouse), 2906 nucleotides long. It is a transcript of the gene Inpp5a, whose product is annotated as inositol polyphosphate-5-phosphatase A. Gene Ontology annotation, biological process: phosphatidylinositol dephosphorylation. NCBI's taxonomy places the organism in Eukaryota, Metazoa, Chordata, Mammalia, Rodentia, Muridae. Gene Ontology annotation, molecular function: inositol-polyphosphate 5-phosphatase activity. The record is from RefSeq and is a predicted model, not a curated record.
UGCGCGCGGGCCGCUGUGAGGCGCGGCGGCGAGCGGGCGCGGGGCCGCGGAGCAGCGAAGAGCCGCGACCGCGAGGCUGGAGCCCCGGCCAGGCCCGGUCCGACCCGCCAAGCCCGCGAUGCGCCCCUGUGCUGUCCCCCGGCGCAGCUGACGCCCCGCGGCCCCGCGAGACCCCAGCCCUACCGGCCCCGCAGGAAGCGGCCGCCGCCACCCAGUCCAGAGCCCGCUCCGCCCGGGCACCAUGGCGGGGAAGGCGGCCGCCCCCGGCACCGCGGUCCUGCUGGUCACGGCCAACGUGGGCUCGCUCUUCGACGACCCAGAAAACCUGCAGAAGAACUGGCUUCGGGAAUUUUACCAGCUUCUGAAGAUGGAAGACAAAAUGAACAAAGUGUCAGAAUGCAGAAUGAAGCAUUACACUCAGGAUCCUAUAGGAAUGAAGAUGAUCCAGGGAAUAGCACCGGCACCUUUGUGCCAGCAGGUCCUGCACACACACAAGCCUCACUUCAUGGCCUUGCACUGCCAAGAAUUUGGAGGGAAAAACUAUGAGGCCUCCAUGUCCCAUGUGGACAAAUUUGUCAAAGAACUACUAUCCAGUGACGCAAUGAAAGAAUACAACAGGGCGCGUGUCUACCUGGAUGAAAACUACAAGUCACAGGAACACUUCACGGCACUAGGAAGCUUUUAUUUUCUUCACGAAUCCUUAAAAAACAUCUACCAGUUUGACUUUAAAGCUAAGAAGUAUAAAAAAGUCACUGGCAAGGAGAUCUAUUCGGACACUUUGGAGAGCACACCCAUGCUGGAGAAGGAGAAGUUCCCACAGGACUACUUUCCUGAGUGCAAAUGGUCAAGAAAAGGCUUCAUCAGGACGCGGUGGUGCAUUGCUGACUGUGCCUUCGACUUGGUGAACAUUCAUCUUUUUCAUGAUGCAUCCAACUUAGUGGCCUGGGAGACAAGCCCCUCAGUGUACUCCGGGGUCAGGCACAAGGCUCUGGGCUACGUGCUGGACAGAAUCAUCGACCAGCGAUUUGAGAAAGUUUCCUACUUUGUCUUCGGUGAUUUCAACUUCCGCCUGGAUUCCAAGUCUGUCGUAGAGACACUCUGCACAAAGGCCACAAUGCAGACAGUCCGCGCUGCUGAUACCAAUGAAGUUGUAAAGUUGAUAUUUCGGGAGUCAGACAAUGACCGGAAGGUCGUGCUCCAGUUGGAAAAGAAGCUCUUCGACUACUUCAACCAGGAUGUCUUCCGGGACAACAACGGCACUGCGCUCUUGGAAUUUGACAAGGAGUUGUCUGUCUUUAAGGACAGACUGUAUGAACUGGACAUCUCAUUCCCCCCCAGCUACCCGUACAGUGAGGACUCCAGCCAGGGAGAACAGUACAUGAACACGAGAUGCCCUGCUUGGUGUGAUCGCAUCCUCAUGUCCCUGUCUGCCAAGGAGCUGGUUCUUAAGUCAGAGAGCGAGGAGAAGGUUGCCACCUACGACCACAUCGGGCCUAAUGUCUGCAUGGGAGACCACAAGCCGGUGUUCCUGGCCUUCCGAAUCGCACCUGGGGCAGGUAAACCUCACGCCCAUGUACACAAGUGUUGUGUCGUGCAGUGACGUGGUGGGAAGAGGUGCCAGCGCCGAGAGAGGAUCCUCGAGAGGCCUCCCUGUAGCAGUGUAUCGAACUCAUCCUCCUAACAGCUGCAUCGGAACCGCCCAAGCCUCACCUGCUAGACGGCCGGCCCCACACUUCGCUUCAGCCUCCGGACCUCCGGAAAGCCUCACAUACCUCACUGUCGUGUCUGUCACGUGACAUUGUAGACAUAUUGGGUGUAAUCAAGCCACAGUCCUAUUGCCAAAACUCUAACAGACAGCAGAGCGCCUGUAUUUUAGACUUCACAGUUUUCCAUUUUUAACAAUUGUCUGUGGAGGAAGCUUCUCCAUUUAGAGCCCCAGGUGUCCAGCGUCCCUCUCUGCCAGGAGGAGUGUGCCGGGCACUAGCCCAGGCAGCCAGGCUGCCACGUGUGCCCAAGCCCGAGGCCCGAGGUCUGACUCUACUGCCAUGUUACGUGGCAUGAGAAUCACACUGCAGCUGCUUUCCAUUUUUAUAUAUAUAAAUACAUAUAAAUAUAUACUUUUUAAAAAUAAUUUAUAAAUCUUACCAAAACUUAUGCUGAGUAUACUUUCCAGUAUGAGUGCACGAGUGUCCUGAGCAGGCAGAACCGCAGUCUAGAUGAAUGGCGAGUCCAUCAGCAGUCGGCACCUGUUCCUGAGACGAGGCCUAGCCAGUGCCCAGGGCGAGGGGCCCUGCGGUCUGCCUGUACUAGCAGCUUGUCACUCUUCUGCCUUUUCUGUGUAAUAUUAAGAACUGAAUGUGAAGUUUAUAGCUAGCCUGGGUGUACCUUUUAAGAAUUUUGUAAACCGUUUUGUCUGUCUUUUGUUACCGUUUUAUGGUGCCAAGUAGCCUACAUUAAAACCAUAAUCUCGUGGGAGAAUUAGAAGUAGCCUCGUCCACUUCCCACAGAUUGCUUCUAGCAUGGGCUGUGUGUAAACCUGGCAGAAAAGUGACGGGUGAUGCUGGGCACAGCCUGUUGCCUGGACUCGCACCCAGCACUGAGAACCACAGAAGGCGCCUGCGGAGCCUGCUGAGGAAACACAGCGUGCUUUUAUUGAUUUACUUCUGAACACUACAGUUCCUGGAUGGGGCGGAGGCGCGAGUUAAUGUCGGUUUCCCUAGAAAUCACUCAAGGCCGGCCUGUGUCCUUGAUGCCAGGGUCGGGUCUGUGACUGCCAUGGUCGCUGCUUGCCAAUGUGCCAUGACCGCAGCGGUUGUCCGUGGGUUCCAGCUGUGGGUCCUUCCCGUGAAGGCCUCUGGAAGUGACUGCUCGGUUCCUAAGCAAUAAAAUUGAUCAUGGUGAAAACA